AUGGAGGGUGUGGUGAGAUCGCGGGCUAUGUUGUCGCGCUCCUCUGGUUCCAGAUCUCGCAGCAGAUCCAGUGGUGGAAGCGAUUCUAGAAUAAACUACGAGCCAGAUUGUUAUAUCACACAACUUCUAGAGAAGCUUGAGCAACGUGGAGUGACCCACUUCGAUGAUGUCUAUCAAGAAUUUACUGCGGAGGAAAUCAAAACGUUCAUAAUUCGAAUAGGUCUCAAAUGGCGAAGUAUCGCCAAGCAGAAAAUUGCCUCCAUGAACAUGUUGAAACUCGAAAAGGAAAAAAAUCAGAGUUAUCUCCGAAAUCUUGAGAGUCAGCCUCACUUGUGCAAGGUGGAAGAAACCAAGGAGAUCGGGACAGUGCACCGAAGAAGAGAUUUUAACUACCUCGUUAAUAGAACGGUUGCUCUUAUGAGAGAUCCCAUAGUAACAAAGGCAACAAAAAACGACUACAAGUGUCUACUUGGUGGAGAUCGCUUAGAAGUAAAUGCAAGUCGUGGUGCACGCCACUUUCUACCUCGAAUACCAGUCAUAGCCACAGCAAGUAGGGAGCUAUGUGACCAAUUGACUUCUGUCGACAAGGCCGAUUUGUAUUCCUGCAUAAAGCAAUACAACUUGCAUGUGCAAAUCAAUUCGGUCUUAGUUCGUGGGGCAAUACCCGAAUGUCCUGUCACUUUAUGUGCAUGUCACUUGCGAGAAUUAUUCAAACGCUAUGACUUUUAUUAA
Rodentolepis nana is the source of this 732-nucleotide messenger RNA. Lineage: Eukaryota; Metazoa; Platyhelminthes; Cestoda; Cyclophyllidea; Hymenolepididae. The record is from the annotation of a GenBank genome assembly.